Messenger RNA from Hibiscus syriacus, 1130 nucleotides. RefSeq names its product transcription factor MYB41-like. Bases 63 to 1130 code for a protein of 355 amino acids. The record is from RefSeq and is a predicted model, not a curated record. The transcript has 7 exons. NCBI's taxonomy places the organism in Eukaryota, Viridiplantae, Streptophyta, Magnoliopsida, Malvales, Malvaceae.
AAACUCUUUCAGCAGCCCUUAAUCACCAAGAGGAGAUUAAUUAAGCUCUGUGAUCAGCUGAAAUGGGAAGGUCUCCGUGCUGUGCUGAUGAUGCCAACGUGAAAAAGGGGCCUUGGACUCCAGAUGAGGAUCAGAGACUGGUCGAUUACAUCAACACAACUGGCCAUGGAAGUUGGAGGUCUCUUCCAAAGCAAGCAGGCUUAAACAGAUGUGGGAAAAGUUGCAGAUUAAGGUGGACUAAUUAUUUGAGGCCUGAUAUCAAGAGAGGCAAAUUCAGUGAAGAAGAAGAGAAACUUAUCAUCAACCUUCAUUCAAUUCUUGGAAACAAGUGGUCUAGGAUUGCUGCUCAUCUUCCUGGACGAACACAUAACGAGAUUAAGAACUUUUGGAAUACACACGUUCGGAGGAAGCUAUUGAAUCUGGGAAUUGACCCUUACACCCACAAGCCAAGAACUGAUCUUGAUCACCUUUUGAACAUUACACAACUGCUUUGUGUGGCUCAAUUAGGCAACUUGACGAACCCUCUGGACACUGUUUUUAAACUUCACGCUGAUGCUGCUCAACUAGCCGAAGCCCAAUUGCUUCAAAAUCUAAUGCAGAUUAUGAACACGAGUCAACGGAAUCCCUACCAACUUGAAGGACUAGUUGAACAAACACCUCAGAAUAUCCCCAUUCAUGCUGGUGCAGUCCCUCAAAAUCAACAGAUUUUGAGCAAUUCCUUUGAACAAAAUGAAAAUCAACUUCCUGGGUUGGUUUCAAUAUCUCCUGAGACUGCACAAGAUUCCUCUACCUACGAGGCUUGGGAGAAGCUGCUUAUGGAAGAUGAAGCCGAUGGUGGUGCUUCCUACUGGAAAGAAAUCCUGGACUUCACUUCAUCAACUUCGUCACCCGUUAUUGUCAAGGAGUUAGAGGAGGCAGAGGAAGCAGAGGAGGAAGAGGAAGCAAAGGAGGCAGUGGAGAAGGAAGAAGAGAUGGUUGGAGGGGUGGAUGACGGUCAGGGGGAUUACGGUGAGGGAAAACAGAAUUUGGAUCCGGAAUGUCCUACACCCGAGAAGAAGAAGCAGAAGGUUGAAAAAGCGGUUAUUCCAAGCAGAAUUGAACCGGUCGAAGCUGAAAUUUAUGUUCUGUAA